AUGAGUUCCUCAAACUGUAGAUUCUAUGAGAACAAAUAUCCCGAAGUGGAUGAAGUUGUCAUGGUCAAUGUGCAAGAAAUUGCCGAAAUGGGAGCAUAUGUUAAAUUAUUAGAAUAUGAUAAUAUUGAAGGUAUGGUUUUAUUAUCCGAAUUAUCUAGAAGACGUAUUCGUUCUAUCCAAAAGUUAAUCCGUGUUGGUAAGAAUGAAGUAGCUGUUGUUUUAAGAGUUGAUAAAGAAAAGGGGUAUAUUGAUUUAUCUAAAAGAAGAGUUUCAGCCGAAGAUAUUGUGAAAUGUGAUGAAAGAUAUAAUAAAUCAAAAGCAGUUCAUUCAAUCUUAAGACAUUGUGCUGAAAAGUUCAAUAUCUCGUUAGAAAAAUUAUAUGAAACCAUUGGCUGGCCAUUAAGUAGAAAAUUCGGUCAUGCUUACGAUGCAUUCAAAAUAUCAAUCACUGAUCCAACUAUCUUUGAUGAUAUUCAAGCUCCUUCAAGCGAUAUUUUAGAAGAAUUGAAAUUAUACAUUUCUAGAAGAUUAACUCCACAAGCCAUUAACAUUAGAGCUGAUGUUGAAGUUUCAUGUUUCAGUUAUGAAGGUAUAGAUGCCAUUAAGGAAGCUUUGAAAGCUGCCGAAGCCGUAACUACUCCACAAAUGCAAGUCAAGGCUAAAUUAGUCGCCGCUCCAUUAUAUUUCCUUUCUGUUCAAGCUUUAGAUAAGAAGAAAGGUAUUGAAUUAUUGGAAAAAGCAAUUGAAAAAAUUACUGAAAAGAUUGAAGCUAGUGGAGGUGUUUGUAAAGUUACCAUGGCUCCAAAGGCUGUUACUGCCACUGAAGAUGCCGAACUUGAACGUUUAUUAGAAAGAAAGGAAGCUGAAGAUAAAGAAUCUUCUGAUGAAGAAGAUGAAGAUUAA
Molecule: messenger RNA, 903 nt
Organism: Hemisphaericaspora subhashii
Lineage: Eukaryota; Fungi; Ascomycota; Pichiomycetes; Serinales; Debaryomycetaceae
Gene: SUI2
Product: translation initiation factor eIF2 subunit alpha
Exons: 1
Coding region: 1-903 (300 amino acids)
Cellular component (GO): eukaryotic 48S preinitiation complex; eukaryotic translation initiation factor 2 complex; multi-eIF complex
Molecular function (GO): ribosome binding; RNA binding; translation initiation factor activity
Source: RefSeq, a predicted model, not a curated record